Fomitiporia mediterranea MF3/22 is the source of this 420-nucleotide messenger RNA. RefSeq lists its product as uncharacterized. The transcript has a single exon. The record is from RefSeq and is a predicted model, not a curated record. NCBI's taxonomy places the organism in Eukaryota, Fungi, Basidiomycota, Agaricomycetes, Hymenochaetales, Hymenochaetaceae. Bases 1 to 420 code for a protein of 139 amino acids.
AUGUCAAAACGCCGUAAAAAAGCAUGGAAGUCGCCUUGCGCAGCAGCGGAACCAAUGGACCCAAUCGACGAGUCUGUUGAAGAGCAAAAUAUAAACCAUGUGGGAGCUAUACAAGGAAUCGUCUUUUUUAUUCAGCAAGCUGAGGAGUGUGGCCUAUCAAGGAGUCAAUGGAGUUCUAUGAGACAGAAGCUUGAGAACUUGGUUAACUCUAACAGCAGCAAUGUCGAGGCCUUCGAGCAGGGGAUAGUCAUCCAUUAUAAUCAAACAAGGAGGUUGUUGUUGAAUGAACUACAUGGAAGACUGAAACACGAACAGGGUAACGCUAAGAACCCCAAGAAUGUCGAGAAAAUAAAAACUGCAUAUGAUUAUGCAGCUAACACACAGGAAAUCUCGGUGGAUGACCUUCAUAAUACAGAAUAG